AAAGCUCCCCAUCUCAUUACAACCAUCUCCCUGCUUUUUCCUCUUUCCUCUCUCUCUCCCUACCUCUUUCCCGCCGGUGGGGAAAAGGGGAGGGAAAAAACCUUUUGCUUCUCUCCUUCUCCCCCCUUCCGACCACCCCAAUUAUGCCUUGGACUUCUUCCUGCCGCCGCCUUCGCCACUACCACCUCCAUAACCACCAUCACCACGUCAUUCUUUCCCUUUGAUAAGCACUCUCGUGCCAUGUUCUUUAUUCUUCUUCCCAAACCACUCCUGGAUUCCGCUUUCGAUUCCGUCACCAUCUCCUCCAUCGCCAUACUCCUCCUCCUCUCCCUCCUCUCCCUCACUUUCAUCUUCCACCUCCAAAUCAAAUCCCGACGCUCUCACUAUUUGCAACGUUUCAAUUCCCUCUGGACCGUCCGUUUCCUCCUUGUCUCCUUCAUCACCUUCUGGGUCUUGAACGAGCACCUCCGCUUUCCCUUCUUCCGCCGCCGCUACCUCUACCCUUUCUCAUCUUCCCUCACCCUUUCCCAACAAGCCAAUCUCUGCAAAAUCCAACUUGUCCUCUCCCUCGGCUUCUUUGAACCCGGGUUCCUCGUCACCCUUCUUUUUCUCGUGGAUGUCUCGAUCAAGAAGAAAACCCCGCAUGGUUGUUAUGCCACCGCCUUCGUCUUAACCUCCUGCCUCCCAAUCCUUCUUUUACAAAUAUUCUUCGUCUUCUUUUCACAGAUGGAGAUUCACCUCCCGGAGAUCUUCCUUCGGAAUUCUUCAAUUUCUAAAGACAGUAACGGAAAUGAAAUGGUGGUGUGCGCGUAUCCAUUAUUGAGCACGAUUGUAUUCGGCGCUUUCAGCGCCGUUUACUUGCUGUUCUUUUUAUUAUCAUUUUGGAAGGUCGUGUCCAUCGUGAUCAACAAGGCGCUCCGGGAGCGGAUUCGCGCGCUGGCUUUCACGGUCAUGGCCACGGUGCCGUUGCAAGUCCUGUUCAUGGGGUUGUCGGUGUUGUGGAGACCCGAGAAGACGGCGUUCAGCGGGGCAGUGCUAAUUGUGUUCCUGACCAUGUUCGUAUGCGCAGCGGUGGGGGAGGGCAUUUUGGUCAUUAGACCCAUUGCAGAUUCCUUGGCCGCCGGAGGAGAGUGCUGUGGUUGGAGUUCGGAUAUGGCGUCGCAGUCGCCGCGGCCUCCUGUGGCCGUGGAGGAUGGGUGUGCUGCGCAGCCAUGAGGGAACAGGGGAGGGUAUUUCAGUCAAUUCGGAAAAAAAAUCGUGGAGUUUUCAGGAAUUCCGUAAUUCAGAGUGCAACUAAUUGAAGCUGUGAUUUCGAUUUGGAUAAUUCAUUUGCCCUUUAGUCGGAUUUUUUUUUUUUUUUUUAAGUUUUGUUUUUGUUUUUUUUUUAAUUCUUUUAUUUUUUGCAACAAUACAAAUUAAGAGGACAA
Molecule: messenger RNA, 1427 nt
Organism: Rubroshorea leprosula
Lineage: Eukaryota; Viridiplantae; Streptophyta; Magnoliopsida; Malvales; Dipterocarpaceae
Source: the annotation of a GenBank genome assembly